GCUGGUUGCCAGGGCCUCAGGUGAUGUGGAUCCGGAAGCAGGAAACAGGCUGAGCUCUGGACUGGGGAGCGCCAGGUGGCUCUGGCUGGAAUGAGUCUGUCCAUGGAGGAGCUGGAGGCCACAGCUCAGGAAGUGCUGGGGCGACUGAAGAGCCGCCAGCUGUUCCAGUCUGAGUGGGACACUGCCGCCUUCGUGGUCUUCCUCACUUUUGUGGGCACUGUGUUGCUCCUGCUGCUGCUAGUCAUUGCUCACUGCUGCUGUCACUGCUGCUGUGCCUCCCCGAAGCCCCGGAAGGUGAGACCCGGGAAGGAAAGACCCAAGGGAAUGGAUAACUGGGCCAUGGAACCCUAACGUUAGUCCCCUGGCAUGUGUCCUGGCGCCAAAGAAACAAAGCUUGUCUACUGUGA
This is a messenger RNA of Chinchilla lanigera (long-tailed chinchilla), 407 nucleotides long. RefSeq names its product small integral membrane protein 22 (gene Smim22). Lineage: Eukaryota; Metazoa; Chordata; Mammalia; Rodentia; Chinchillidae. The record is from RefSeq and is a predicted model, not a curated record. The transcript has 4 exons. Bases 91 to 351 code for a protein of 86 amino acids. Gene Ontology annotation, biological process: regulation of cell population proliferation.